Molecule: messenger RNA, 4302 nt
Organism: Terrapene triunguis (Three-toed box turtle)
Lineage: Eukaryota; Metazoa; Chordata; Testudines; Emydidae
Product: leucine-rich repeat flightless-interacting protein 2-like
Exons: 25
Coding region: 65-2011 (648 amino acids)
Biological process (GO): regulation of transcription by RNA polymerase II
Molecular function (GO): DNA-binding transcription factor activity, RNA polymerase II-specific; RNA polymerase II cis-regulatory region sequence-specific DNA binding
Source: RefSeq, a predicted model, not a curated record
GCGGGGCGGCAGCGGCAGCUCGUGCCGGAGCGGGGCGAGCGGUAGCGGUUCGUGGCGCGCGGCAAUGGGGACGCAGGGGGCCGGGCGGAAGCGGCUCCCCAACCGGGAGCGGCUGACGGCGGAGGACGAUGCGCUCAACCAGAUCGCCCGGGAGGCUGAAGCAAGGCUCGCAGCAAAGCGAGCAGCACGAGCAGAAGCACGAGAGAUCCGAAUGAAAGAACUUGAGAGACAGCAGAAGGAGAUCUAUCAGGUCCAAAAGAAAUAUUAUGGUCUGGAUACAAAGUGGGGUGACAUCGAGCAGUGGAUGGAAGACAGUGAGCGUUAUUCUCGUAGAUCCAGAAGAAAUGCCUCGGCUUCAGAUGAAGAUGAGCGCAUGUCAGUGGGUAGCCGUGGAAGCCUGAGGUCUGACUUGGAGUAUGCCAGCGCCUAUCCAGUGGCUGGAUUAGAGAAUGAGAGGACCAAAAAGAAGAACUCCAAAGCAACCAAUGGUUAUGAUGAAGACAUGUAUGGAUCAUCCCAGAGUAGAAAAUCUAGCAGGCCCUCCUUGCUGUACAGUGAUGUUCUGCCUGCCAGAAGUUACAGGGCGUCUCUGUAUGAUGAGAGCAUUUACAGUGGGAAUCGUCGAUAUAGUGCCUCUAGUUCUCGUGCUCCGUCGGAGUACAGCUGCUACCUUGGCUCCGGAUCUCGGGCAUCUUCUAGAGCCAGCUCUGCUCGGGCAAGUCCAGUGGUUGAAGAAAGGCCAGAAAAAGACUUUGAGAAGGGAGCUCGUACUGUGUCAAGCUUAUCAGCAGCUACACUAGCCUCUCUGGGUGGAACUUCCUCCCGGAGAGGCAGUGGGGACACCUCCAUCUCCGUUGAUACUGAGGCAUCCAUUAGAGAAAUUAAGGAUAUCAAUGAGUUAAAGAACCAGAUUCAGGAUGUAGAAGGCAAAUACAUGCAGGGAUUGAAAGAAAUGAAGGACUCCCUAGCAGAAGUCGAAGAGAAAUAUAAAAAGGCUAUGGUGUCUAAUGCUCAACUAGACAAUGAGAAAACAAACUUCAUGUACCAAGUCGAUACCUUGAAGGAUGCAUUGUUAGAGUUAGAAGAACAGCUGGCAGAAUCCAGGAGGCAAUAUGAAGAGAAAAGCAAAGAAUUUGAGCGGGAAAAGCAUGCUCAUAGCAUAUUGCAGUUUCAGUUCACGGAAAUCAAGGAGACCCUGAAGCAAAGAGAAGAAAUGCUCGAGGAAAUCCGACAGCUGCAUCAGAAACAGGAGAGCUAUAUCAGGGAAAUUUCUGAUCUUCAGGAGACGAUAGAGUGGAAAGACAAAAAAAUAGGGGCGUUAGAGAGGCAGAAAGAGUUCUUUGAUUCCAUAAGGAGUGAGCGGGAUGACCUCAGAGAUGAGGUGGUUGUGCUGAAGGAACAACUGAAGAAACACGGAAUAAUCCCAAACUUGGAAGUAGCCACCAAUGGAGAGGCUUUAGAUGGUCUCGAUAAUGAAGCACAUUCAGAUUCUACCAAGAUUACUCCAGGAGCGACUCAGAUCCUACAGACAGCUGGGGAUGGGACACUAGACAGACUGAAAAAGCUCAUUGGUGAACGAGAAUCCUUGCUAGAACAGAUUAAAACACUGAAAGGACAACUGGAAGAGAAGCAGAAGAAUGACAAGAUGGAGAAUCUGCAGUCUGAAGAUGAAGUUCUUGAGAAUGGGACAGAUAUGCACAUGAUUGAUCUCCAAAGAGAUGCCAACAGACAGAUCAGUGACCUCAAAUUUAAACUUGCAAAGUCUGAACAAGAGAUAACAACUUUGGAGCAGAAUGUAAUACGGUUGGAGGGUCAAGUAGCUCGAUACAAAUGUGCUGCUGAAAAUGCUGAAAAAAUAGAAGAUGAACUGAAAGCUGAGAAACGCAAACUCCAAAGAGAGCUUCGCUCAGCAUUGGAUAAAACUGAAGAGCUUGAAGUUAGCAAUGGCCAUCUAGUGAAACGGCUGGAGAAGAUGAAGGCCAAUCGAAGUGCUUUACUAUCUCAGCAAUAAUAGCCGGCUUUCACUGAAAACUACUACUUGAUGGAAUGAGAACAACAUUGGAGAUGCUUGUCUUUUGCUGUUUGGGAUGCUUUAUCAUCAUGCCUUCUGAGAACAAACAAAAAACCCACCCCAAACACAUGCACUCAUUUGCUAUAUGCCACCAAAUUGUGGUUCUCUCUACGCAGAUUCAAUCCUGCUGCACUAUAUACAUCGGAGUAGCUGAUCCAAAUGACUGGGCCUGUAGAUGCCCUUCCACACUGUAUGGUUGGUACAUUUGCAGUACAGUACCUGUAUACCAUUUAACAAGCACACCGGGCAUCGUGUUAGUUCUUCAUCCCGAAAAGCACAGCAGCCGUUUUUUGCCAUUUAAAAUGGUGUUAAAAAUAAAGAUUUAAACUGGGACUUGAAUUUUGUCUUGCUGAAAUUUAGGGGGGAGAAAAGCUGUAAUUUCUGGACUUCUCAUGGCAGUAUCUUCAAUUUAGUGACUACAGUAGUAUAUUCAUAGUAGGCUGUUCAUUAACAAAACACUGUGGAACCACAAGCCAUUACAAAGCAAAACUCCUUCAGUGGAAACCAUGGAAGAUGAUGGUCUUGGAAGCAAAAGUGACCUUAAAUGACUUUGCCAAUAAAACAAAGGUGUUUGGAAGGAAUUUUGCACCAGUUCAAUCAUAAGACUAUUUUAUUUCAGGGUGAAUAGGCAAUAGCUUCACUGAAUUACAGCUUUUUAUGUGUAUUAUUUAAUCCCUAUAUUUGGAAUUGAAGUAAACUACUUCUUUUAAAGGAUGUAAUAAUGUUGCAUAAAUAAACCAGAGUAAGGCCAUGUUUUAAAAAAGGUGGACUGCACUUACGUCAUUUCACUACAGUUGUCAAAGCAAAAGUAGCUGAGAAGUAAAGAAGCACUUUAGAAUACAUUGCUACAUCGAUUUUUCUACAAGUUCUGUAAUUGCAAAACUGUUCCUUGGGAAUUUUACAAAACAAUUUUCCACUUGAAAAAGAAAACAUAACCAAUUAAAAUAUCCCAGGCAGUUUUUACAAUCUAGUGACUCUGUUAGCAUUACAGCUCUGCUUCAUUAGAAAAGAUUUAUAAUAUUGAAUUCAAAGCAGUUAUCUGAGAAAUAAAUCCCAGCAAUUUGUCCCCCCUCCAGAGAAAGCUUGUAGUACAUAAGGAAUGCAGAUGAUUAUUGUACAAAACUCCCAAAAACUCUGUUCCAGAUAUAAGAUUAGAUAUCUCUUCAACAGAAAUAAUUUUCCAUGAAUGCUGACUCUUCUAGACUCCCUUCACUUCUGUUGCUUGCCACGUACUAAGCCAAAUUCAGGGUCAAGAGGCCAAAUUUCUCCUUAACCUCAGCUUUAGAUUUCUGGUCCACAUACUGUUGUUCUUGCUUUUCCCUCCUAUUUAGAAGUUAGAAUGCAGGACACUGCUGUUGUCCACUAAAGGAAGUAUUGCUGAUCUCGGUUUAAUUACCUUUGAAGAUCAGAUAAAAAUGUUAAUUGGAUGUGUUUCCCUGGCUAGAGAAGGAACACUCCUCAUUCCAUCAGAAUGAAUUCAGGCAUCUGGCUUACCUCAGUGGGGAAGGAGUAGAUCAGUGUUUUGGAAGAGGGAGUUGGGAUGAGGAGGCCUUUGUGGUCUUAGAGAAAUCAGAGAAAUGUAGGGCUGGAAGGGCCCUCAAGAGGCCAUACCCCUGCACUGAGGCAGGACUAAGUAUACCUAGACCAUAAUUUCUUGCCCUUGUCAAUCGGAUAUAGAGCUGUAUAGUGGGUAAAAGGACGCCUUUAAAUGAAAUCUCCACCUCCAAUUGGGCUUUUAUGGAAAGACUCUUCAGAUGCAGAGCCAGGUUUCUUGCUGAAUACCUCAAACUAGAUGUAGAAACCAGAUUUGCAACUUUCUGUGACUUUUCUAAUUUCUGGUGUAUAGAGCCUCUAGUGUCUACAAAAUACAAUGAAGUUUUUUAUUAAAAUAAACAUACCAUAGUAUUUUAUUAAAGGAUUAAGUUGUGUGAUUGCCGCUUGGCAUAUCUUCUUGUGGUAGUGGGGAAAAUACUGUCUUGUGACAAAAAUCGGGGGGGAAAUCGGUAACAAUAAGGGUUGGGCCAAAAAAUUUAAACAAAUAUUUUGUUCAUCAGGAAGUGCUGUGAUUUUUUUUUUAAAGGAACUUUCAUCUUGCAUCCAUGUGCAUUAAUCUCUUUAUCACAGACAGAAGUCAAAUCCAAAUUUCAUAACCUGGAUGCUUCUGCCUCUAAGAAAUCUUUCAGUGUGUAAUAAACUAGCUGAAUAUCCAAACCAUAAUUUGUUCCCUCUGA